AUGGGGACAUCUGUGUUUGCUGCUGGUUCAGCCAAAAGAAGGUCUCUCGGGAUUAAAGAUGAAGAGCCUCGAUCAACGAAGCAGGGUUUUACCCCUUUAAAUACCAUGCCUCUGACUUUACCCACUGAGCCACUGGGAUCCGAUGGCUGGAGCCAGCUGAAAGAAAAAUCUAAUUGCCAGACCAGGUACGAAGAUCGAGUGCUUGAAGGGAUGCUUAAAAUGAACACCGAUCUCGAAAUUGCCAAAUCUUUUUUGUCUUUCGUAGCAGAAAAAGAUGGUGACAUCAGCUAUCGGUUUCUUGUGAAGUACCUGGUGUUGUGUGUACAGCAGAAUCAGGGAGCAGAGGUUUGUGAUGUGUAUGACAUCAUGAGGAUGAAAUUUCAGUCUUUUGAUACCGGGGCCAGUAGUUUGUUCAUUAGGGGUUUAGGCAAAACGGACCGCUGGAGGGAGUCCAUAGCUAUUUUAGAGACCAUGAGGAAAGGGGGGUCUGUUUCUGCCCGGAACUAUGCGGACUGUGUCAAGGCAGCUAUUGGACACCAAGAACGUGCACUUGCAUUCACACUGUACGAUGAAAUGGUACAGAAUAAAAUGCUGCUUCCUGAAGAUGCGCUUCAGAGCCUUUUUGAUGCCUCUCAGGAUUUGCAGGAUGAUGAUUACAGAAGAAGGCUGAUCUCCAUUCUAAGUUACUUUAGAGAAAACCAGAUCUAUCCUGGAGAAGUGCUGAUGAAAAGUAUAAAAUCCUGGUUUGAAAGUAUUCCCAAUGAAUUCUGGAGGGGGAAACUCACCAAAGUCACUAAUGGUGGUCACUGCCAGGCAUGUAAUGAGCAGAUUGAGUCCAUCCAUUUGACACCAGAAGAAUACAGUAUUCUGAAGAAAGCGGUCAUUGAUGGCAUCAUCAAAGGAGAAGAUACAUUUCGCAAGACCACUCCACAAGAGUUGCAGGCAUUUCUUCAAUUUGUGAAUUCCCGGCCCCCAUACGAUAUUGUGGUGGAUGGGCUGAAUGUCGCAUACAAUUCCAAAAAAGGAAUUUUCUCCCAGACCCUCUUGGAUGUGGUGUCUUGCCUAAAAGCAGGGCGAAAACGUAUUCUGGUGCUGGGGAGGAAGCACAUGUUAGUCCACUCAAAGAAGUGGGUAAAGCAGGACAUUCAGCGCUUGCAGGAAUAUGCUGACUGCUUUUUUCUUGACAAUAUAUCAUUAGAUGAUCCUUUCCUCCUUUAUGCGAGUAUAAAUUCUGGCAACCACUGUUGUUUUUUGACCCAAGACCUCCUAAGAGACCACAAGGCUUGUCUGCCUGAUGCUGAAAUACAACGCCUUUUUUUCAAAUGGCAACGCGGACAUCAGCUAGUAAUGCCCUUCUAUUCUCCUGGAAAUGUUCGUCUGCAGCCUGUCCUGAGCUAUGAUACAAUAGUGCAAAGUACAGACACAUCUUACCAUAUUCCGUAUGACAGAACAGAUGUGGUGAGGACUAGCUUUGAAGUACCGAAGACCUGGCUAUGCCUGAAGAAAGAGCAGUAAGACAACCUGUUCUAUACCUGU
This is a messenger RNA of Nanorana parkeri, 1536 nucleotides long. It is a transcript of the gene PRORP, whose product is annotated as KIAA0391 ortholog. Lineage: Eukaryota; Metazoa; Chordata; Amphibia; Anura; Dicroglossidae. The transcript has 7 exons. Gene Ontology annotation, biological process: tRNA 5'-leader removal; mitochondrial tRNA 5'-end processing. Gene Ontology annotation, molecular function: ribonuclease P activity; protein binding. The record is from RefSeq and is a predicted model, not a curated record. Gene Ontology annotation, cellular component: mitochondrial ribonuclease P complex; mitochondrion. The coding region runs from base 1 to 1515 and encodes 504 amino acids.